AGAGAGAGAAAGAGAUCUGCAGUUUAUGUGUGUGUAUUCGUGCAUUUACAUGAGUGUAUAUGGUCCAAGGAGUUUAAAGGGAUAAGUAUUUGCAAUGAAUGGAUAUGUGUGUUUAUGUCUAGUGUCAUCUCAUGUCAUGUGAUUUCUGAUGGGUGUGCCUAAAAGUGUAUUAUGUUGUAUAAUGUUGUCUUUAAGUGCACUUUGAAAAAGAAACAUCAGUGUUUACUGAUCAUUGCAUGUAUGAAAAAUCGAAUGUUUACAUUGAAUUGAAUGUUUACACUCCUGAAAUGUGUGUGUGUUCUGUACUUGUAGUCUGUCUGUUUGCGUGUGAGGUAGUGCGUGUGUAUGUGUGUGCGUAAGCAUGUGUGUGUGAGGGAUGAGAGAGGGGGAAGGGUGUGUUUAGAUGUGUGCGUCAGAGGUUUGUGUGUAAGUGUGAUCCAGAAAUCCAGAACAGUCUAAAUGAGAAUUCAUCAAUUUGAAUAUGUUUUCCGACCGCACGUGGAUAUCCCUGGUUUGGUUCUAUUCUUAACUAAAAUAUGAAUUAAGAUAUUAAAUUAUUUCUUGGUGCUAUCAAAAUUGGAUGUGUGUGUUUUUUUAUUUAAUAUUUAUCAACAUCACCAAUGUCAAACUAACGUUAACGUUACCCGACGACGCAUCUAACGGUAAAAACGUUGCAUUACUUAGCCACGAACAACACUGACGAAACCAAAUGACGCAUACACAACGUUGUUUUUUGACGAAAGUUAGUCAGAAAAACAAUAAAAGUGAUAUUGUGAAAUUUGUGUCUGUCAUAAACAUACUGGAGAUAGAACUGUCCAUAUCGACAGAUGAGUACAAUCAACUUCGCUUAGAAACAGACCCCCCUUCGCCCAACAUAUACUAGAGGUUGCGACCACUUCCUCUAAGGGGUGUUUAGUUACCGAUUUUUUCAUAGAUCAACUCAUUAAAGCUCGUUUUCAAACAGUAGCGAAACAGGUUAUAUGUCAUGAGAACUUACGUUUGUCUAAUAAAAAUCAAAACAGCUUCAAAACGUAUUUUCCCAAAUUAGUCAUUUUUGACUGCGCGUCCUCCUCCCGUUUGUGCUUGAAUGGUGGCGUCCGAAAGAACCUGUAUACUGAGUGAGCGCGAGCGAUCACUGCGCGUGAGAAGCCAGCGCACACAUCACCGGGAAUGGCGGAGAUCGUUCGCUCGCUCUUUGAUUACCGGGAGCCGCCGACGCUGGACAGCGACGGAGAGAGCAGCAAGCCGCCGCUGCCGCGAGGACGUGGAUGUGGAAGAAAAAGGAAGGGGACGCCAGUGAAGGUGUGCGACCGAGUCUUUGCUACAGAGGAUGAGGAGGAGAGUACGUUGGCGCACAGCUAUGGACUGGAGAAAGGUGAUAGUAAGGAAACACACAACAGAGAGAGACCGCCUGCUACGGACGGGCCGUACUAUGAAACACAAUCUGCUGAGCUGUGUGCGGGUGAGAUGGGUGAAGAGGGCACUAGCGGCGGAAAUGGAGCUAUGUCGUACCCCCUGCCGCCGAACUGCCGCAUUCGUGAGGUGCACUGUGGCAAUCAAGUGCGACUGAUCGUUAUAGCAAUCCGUGACAUCGCUAAGGGGGAGGAGAUCACAGUGGACUACAGUUUAACAGAGUGGGGAGAAAACGCUGUGGGUUUCCAUAGCACUGUGCCGUCAAAUAGCUUGGAGUGCAGCUCUGACCACGAAAACAAAGUUAAGAAGGUAAAGGAGGAGGAAUCCGGCCCAUUGCCUGUUUCUGUUUCAGAAUACCUCACACCUUCCUGGUCCCUCUCGCCCUCUUCUUCUCCUCUCUCUCACUCUGAGCCCAGCGACUCAGACCACGACUCUGAAGAUGCCAGUGCUGAGCUGCGAAUGCCGACAGCCCAACGGCGCAAGAAGCACAAAGCCUCCCCGCCUGCACGAGCUAAGGAAAUCCCAGUUCAGCAACCUCCCAGCCAUCCUCCCUCAUUUCCUCUCUCUCUCUCUCCCUCCUCGCUGCAGUCUACAGCUCCCUCCAGACCUGUAUUUAAGUGCCCGGCGCCUGCAGGAGUUCCCGCUAACAGUGUCAGUGUGUCAGUGGGUCGUGGGCAGAGCUCCGUGGCAGAGAAACAGCGCUGCGUUUACUGUCGCCGUCACUUCCGAUCUCUCCAACGCCAUAUGGACAAACACCACGCCCACCAGCCGGAUAUGCAGUCUGCCCUGAAUCAAGCACACAGCACCUUUUUACAGAAUUCCCCCCCAUUAUCAUCUUCUUCCAGUAAUCAUUUCCAAUGUCCCCAACGUGUGGAGGUUGCAAAACCACAAUCAACUCAAACUUCUUCUUUAUCACCUGUUAGAAAAAGCCCUGCGCUCUCUUGCCCUACUCGCAAAAGUGCCCCGCCACCAGUGACCCCGCCCAGAAGAGAAGGUGUUCCGGUGUCGGUAUUAAAAAAGAGCCCACCCACUCCAGCUACUCCCCCCAGGAAAGGAGGACGAAAAAUAAAAAGAGAGAAAGAUGACGUAAAGGUUUCAGAAAAUACAAAGGCAACUGAAGUGCCCACUCCAGCAUUGGUGGAGCAGUUGAAGGAGGCGGAAUCAAAACCUUUAAAGGAGGAGAGAGAAGAGCUUGAGGGAGACGACGAGAGUGAAGCGGAGGAUAAGAAUGACCUGUCGAGUUUGCGUCGUCCCCACAUGCUCCCGCUUCUCUCCUCCCUCUCCUCUCUGGUGUUGUACCUGCGACGACUACAGCACUCCGCCUUCAUCUCGCUCACCCGCUCGCCGCAGUCAGCAGAGGCCUGGCGACUCCUGUGUCACUCCAGCCUGGCUCUUCUCAUCCUCUACAACCGUCGUCGAGAAUGCGAAGUCUCUAAACUAACAAUCUCUGAGUACCAGGCUCGCAUCACACCUCAUUCUCCCAGUCCCGUGCCACUCGGGACGCCGCCAGCCCUCACCCCUCUCGAGGCCUCUCUCUCACCCUUUGAGCGGAUGGUCCUCCCCCAUCUUCCUCGCGUCGGGGUCCAGGGGAAGCGGGGCCGUGUGCAGCCACUCAUUCUUCCGCCACACUCUGAAGCAUGUCUGGAGAUGCUGUUGCUGACGCGUGCUGGCGUGGGCAUCGACCCCCAGAACCCCUAUGUCUUUGCCCGGCCGUAUCAUUCGCCAGCCACCCCCCUGCGAGGCACGGACUUACUGCGCAGCCUGGCCCGGUCUAGCGGCACACGGCACUCGCGGGCAUUGACGCAGACCCGCCUUCGCAGGCAGGUCGCGAUACUUACUCAGCUGCUGUUUUUAAGUGAAGGCGAGGAGGAGGGGGAGCGCGGGGCGGCCAUACAGAGAUUAGAAAGUUUCUUGGAAAAGGAAUAUCACGUGACGCAGAGCUGCACCACCAUCGGCCAGGACCCGGGGCUGAUGGGUCUUAUCGGACGGGUGGUGCUAUGUGGAGAGAGAGAUGGUGUCUUGUUUCGAGGAAUGAGUUUGCAUCACAUCUGUCUGGAGUUAGAUGUGUUGUCAGGAAACUCUGCAGACUCUCUGUCAGAGGAGUCCGAUGUUGAGCAGCGUAAAGCAAAACCAAAGAUGACUUCUCCAACCACUGCUGUCAUGAUUAAGAAAACCACAGUCAACAGCAAAUCUCCCCGACCCAAGAAGAUGAACAGCAGCUCCCCAGUUUCAGCAGGACGUAAAAGAACAUCAGGACAGCCCAAACCUGGUAAACGUGGCGUGCUGAAGCGGCCUUGGUCUGAGGCAGAGCGGGCGGCCGUAGAGUCCCACCUUGUGCAUAACAUUAUGGAGCUGCGUGUGCCCGCCAAAGCUGACUGCGAACGCUGUCUGGAGCUCUGCCCCCUGCUGGUCUCUAAUCGCCGGGAUUGGAGGGCUGUUAAAUUCUACUGUCACAAUCGUAUCCAACUUUUAAAGAAAACCCAGCAAAGAAGGGGUCCGCCCACCGUGUCCGUCUGCUGAGGUGGUCGAGGUGGGGUCCGGUUAGAUAAAAAAACAUUGACAUGGUACAUUCACAGUAACCAACGUAUAAAGAAGGCUUUAAUAAAUGUGACGUAUGUGAUUUGUGUUCAGUGUGUAUAAUGUGAAAACAAACAGUACAUUUGGUACAGAGAUAUUCUGGGGGGUUGAAGAACAUGCACAUGUAAACUUGUUUUGUGUAUCUAUUCAAUAUGUUAUGUCUUUUAAGAACACUAACUAUUGUCCGUACAAUCAGCAUGAGCUUUAUUACUGACGGUUUGAAAGUAGAUGGACAUUUUUUGAUAAGCUGAAAGUCUGAAUGGUUUCGUUUAGCCUCGACCACAUCUUCUCAAGUUCAAGACAGAGAAAGAGGCAAACUGGACACUAUGUGCCUUGAUGGCAGUAAAACGUCAAUCCCAGACUUAAAGAACAGGAUCAAGAUUAUUAAGGAAAAAAAAUAGAGAACAGUUUAACACCAUCUUUUAUUUCGUUUGUUUAUCAUUUUCGCUCCAUUAGAUUACAAAGGUCUCUUUUGAAGCCAACACAGUUUUUUAUAAAAUAUAUACAUUUCUUUUAUUUUUAUACUUUGUUUUGAUGGUUGGAUUGUUAACAUUUCAUUGUGGCCCUCGUGUUUUAUUGCUGAUGCUAAAUCUAGUCAUUCUGAGUUGGAAAGGUUCAUUGUCAUAUUGGUUAUGUUGUAGCUUGUCCUGACCAUCCAGCACUGCUACGAGUCCUGUUAUUUGAAAAUGGAUGUGAAUGUGUAAGUUUGGUUACUCGUUUACUUUAUAUUCAAUCCGUCAAAGCUGCAAUUAGAAGCACACAAUAACCACACCUAACACCUCAGUUUGUAUUCUAAUGAUGUAUUUGCUGUUUUGUUAUCUGUCCUUUUACAAUGUGCACAUACAUGUACACACAUUUUGCAUAUAUGUUGUUAUUGCUAUUAAUAGUAGUAUUGUUAUCACUCUUAAAACUUCCUGUGGCGAGUGUUUUUCCGAUUCCACUUAAAUGUAAAUAUUGAAUGUAAAUAUUGGCAGAAAAAAUAAUACAGAGCUCCUUGUAAAUACA
This is a messenger RNA of Triplophysa dalaica, 4995 nucleotides long. RefSeq lists its product as uncharacterized. Gene Ontology annotation, molecular function: protein binding. The record is from RefSeq and is a predicted model, not a curated record. Lineage: Eukaryota; Metazoa; Chordata; Actinopteri; Cypriniformes; Nemacheilidae. Bases 1171 to 3933 code for a protein of 920 amino acids. The transcript is spliced from 9 exons.